CUAUUUGUCAGAGAUACACUAUCUACGUCAGAUCUUCGCUUGGGUCUCUGAAGCACUACGUAUGGUUGUGACCAUAUAUGGAACCAAGGACCAUGGCUAUACCCAUAUACGGAGCCUAUAGGAUAAGAAACCCCAAAGACAGCGUCGUCUAACGAGGCUGUUUGUUAAAGAAAGCGACUCAUGCAAAAUGGGAUGAUUUAAUGUCCUACUGGAUAUAUAAAAGAGGAAAAUCUGUAGAUUUUGGUCAGUAGUUCCAGAUCAUCAGGUCGUGUUCUUCGGUGACUUCCAUUUUGCAGAGGGGUACCUGCCAGUGCAGUACUGUCUAACAAAGUCCAUAUCCUCGAUCCAAGUCGAUAUCCAACCAAGAAGUGAAGAAUUAUGGCUUCUGGCAUCAAAGUUACAGAUGAAGUGGUCGCAGCUUUCGAUGAGGUGAAACAAAAGCACACGUACAAGUACGUGACGUUCAGGGUGUCAAACUGCGAGACAAAGAUCAUCGUGGAAAACAAGGUUAAGGUAAGGCUGCUAGGGGCGCAUACCUACACAAGUUCUACCUUGCAUGAAAAGCUGUCUGCCCCCCAAAUUUGCACGGAAUACGCUAGCAAAUUGGGUAUCCGGGUUUUCAAUUUUUUUGUCUUUUUCACCAGGUGUCCAGACACCAUUAAGAUCAAGGCCAAGAUGUUGCAUUCCUCGAGCUCCGAUGCCCUUAAGAAGAAGUGUCCGGCCACCCCGAUCCAGGCCAAUGACCGCGACGAGCUCAACUUCGAUGAAGUGAGGGACAAGAUCCUCAAAACAAGCCAGUAGUGCCCCAGAUCAAAACACCAGUUCUCCCUUUUCACAGUUACCAUGAUCCUUAGCUGCAGGGACCCCCCCUCAGGUUUACAGUAGUUUCGUAAAACCGCUGGGUUCAAAUCACAAACUCGGCUUAAGUCUUAGUCUGCAGAACAAAGUCUUACCCAAGGAGUGGUUGAGUGCCUCAAUUUUGUC
This is a messenger RNA of Branchiostoma floridae (Florida lancelet), 984 nucleotides long. Its product is annotated as cofilin-like. The transcript has 5 exons. Gene Ontology annotation, molecular function: actin filament binding. The coding region runs from base 379 to 801 and encodes 140 amino acids. Gene Ontology annotation, biological process: cell motility; actin filament fragmentation; actin filament severing. NCBI's taxonomy places the organism in Eukaryota, Metazoa, Chordata, Leptocardii, Amphioxiformes, Branchiostomatidae. The record is from RefSeq and is a predicted model, not a curated record. Gene Ontology annotation, cellular component: actin cortical patch; cytoplasm; actin cytoskeleton.